GUGACGGGCGGGGUGCGCUGAGCGGGGCAGGCUGGGCGGAGCAGGAGGCGGAGGCUCAGGCAGCGGCCAUGGCGUCCGAGCGGCUACCCAGCCGGCCCGCCUGCCUCAUCGUGGCCAGCGCCGCCGCCCGCGGUGUGUCAGCCCACUCAUUCCUCCACUGCUUCACCAUGGGCAGUGCCGCCUUCAACCUGCAGGUGGCCACACCAGGGGGCAAGGCCAUUGACUUUGUGGGCGUGAAUGAAAACAGCGUGCGCUGGAUCCAGGACUUCCGCAUGAAGGCCUACGCCAGCCCCGCCAAGCUGGAGUCCAUUGAUGGUGCCAGGUAUCAUGCCCUGCUGAUCCCCAGCUGUCCUGGGGCACUGACUGACCUUGCCAACAGUGGGUACUUGGCCAGGAUCUUGGAGCACUUCAGCACUGAGCAGAAGCCCAUCUGUGCCGUGGGGCAUGGUGUGGCCGCCCUCUGCUGCGCCACCAGGGAGGAUAAGUCUUGGGUGUUUCAGGAUUACAGCAUGACGGGGCCCUCUGUUUAUGAGCUCAUCCGACAGCCUGGCUUUGGCAGCCUGCCCAUCAUCAUGGAAGACUUUGUGAAGGAUGCUGGGGCCAGCUUCAGUGCCAGCCAGCCAGAUGCCCUGCACGUUGUCCUGGAUCGGCACCUGGUCACAGGCCAGAACGACGCCUCCACGGUCCUGGCAGUGCAGAACCUGGCCUUCCUGUGUGGCAGCAGGAAGUAAGUGGAGACCUUGGCUGUGGCUUCAGGAUGCGAGAUCAAUGACCCCUGUGUCCUGUGGACCUGCCUGGGUGGAAGCAGCUUCAGCCAAGCCCCUCCCUGGGGGGAUGGGGGGGAUGCAGUGACACUGAAAGUCCCCUACCCCAGCAGCGCCUCCUUUUUCAUCUGGGUGGCUUCCCCUUCUAGAGCUGAGCCCACGCCCCCCCCUUCCCUGAAUUUCCUCCCUUGAGCCCAGGAGAGCUGCCUGCCACAUGCUCUGUGCCCUGGUUGGAGUCGUUCCCAUCCCUGGCCACCCAGGCCUUCUCAGAAUAAGUGGGCAGUGCCCCUCGCUGACCCAGCACUAGGACACUGGGGCCUUGGCUGGGCCAGGCUCAUGCACACACAUUAAUAAAAAGAAAAUGAGCAACCACCCAGA
This is a messenger RNA of Phascolarctos cinereus (koala), 1142 nucleotides long. It is a transcript of the gene GATD1, whose product is annotated as glutamine amidotransferase class 1 domain containing 1. Gene Ontology annotation, molecular function: glyoxalase III activity. NCBI's taxonomy places the organism in Eukaryota, Metazoa, Chordata, Mammalia, Diprotodontia, Phascolarctidae. The record is from RefSeq and is a predicted model, not a curated record. Gene Ontology annotation, cellular component: cytoplasm.